Messenger RNA from Ichthyophthirius multifiliis, 858 nucleotides. RefSeq names its product k+-channel protein, putative. The annotation marks the transcript as partial. NCBI's taxonomy places the organism in Eukaryota, Ciliophora, Oligohymenophorea, Hymenostomatida. Gene Ontology annotation, biological process: potassium ion transmembrane transport; regulation of membrane potential. Gene Ontology annotation, cellular component: membrane. Gene Ontology annotation, molecular function: voltage-gated potassium channel activity. The record is from RefSeq and is a predicted model, not a curated record. The transcript has 6 exons.
GAAAAAAGCACUAUGUUUAAAAGGUUAAAAGAAUUCAUUCAAAAUAACACUACAAAACAUGGAAUAUUAGAUUCAGAAUCAAAUAUUAAACUUAUUUUUAGUUUAGUCGAAUUUAUUGUUAUUUUAUUUAAUAUCGUUAUUUUGCCUUUAAGAUUUUCCUUUGGGGAUAUAUUAAAAUCUAAUUAUUUAUAAAUUUUUGAUUCUUUUACAAUGUCAAACAUUUUAUUACAAAUAUAUAUAAAACUUAACACAUCUUAUUUUUCAAAAGGCGAAAUUGUAAAUAUAAGAUAUUAAAUAUUUAAAAAAUAUUUAAAAACAACUAUGAUAUUUGAUAUAAUAAUAUUAGUAUUUUAUUUAGUUAGUAUAUUUUCAUAUAAUUUAAAUUAUUUAAGCAUAAUAUAUUUAUUAAAAAUCUGUAAAUUUUAUGAAAUUUACAGUUUUAUUGAAAAUAAAUUUUAAUUAAGAGAUUAAUUAAGUACUCUCUCAGAUUCUCUUCAACUAAUUUUUCUUGUUUUCUUUGUAGCACAUUUAUCUGGUUGUGCUUUUUACAAAAUAGGGAUUCUUGAAAUGCAAAAAGGAAACAUAUCCUAUUUGACUGAUAUUCAUGCCUAAAAUGAUCCUUGGUAAGAAAUCUAUGUAACUUCCAUAUAUUGGAGUAUAGUAACAAUGACUACAUUGGGAUAUGGAGAUAUUAUUCCUAAAAAUACAAAAAAUAAAGAAGAAUAUAAUAUUGCAUAAUAACUUGUUGAUAAUCUUACUACUACUUUGAAAACUUCAUUAAAAGAAGAUGUUUAUGGGAAAAUAUUAACUUCUUAAAAGUUGUUGGAUUGGAAUUAUUAAAAUACAUAUGUAUUUUGA